Cynoglossus semilaevis (tongue sole) is the source of this 1743-nucleotide messenger RNA. It is a transcript of the gene ppp1r11, whose product is annotated as protein phosphatase 1, regulatory (inhibitor) subunit 11. NCBI's taxonomy places the organism in Eukaryota, Metazoa, Chordata, Actinopteri, Pleuronectiformes, Cynoglossidae. The record is from RefSeq and is a predicted model, not a curated record. The transcript is spliced from 3 exons. Bases 245 to 616 code for a protein of 123 amino acids. Gene Ontology annotation, molecular function: protein serine/threonine phosphatase inhibitor activity; protein phosphatase 1 binding. Gene Ontology annotation, cellular component: nucleus.
AUGAUUUUGUCGUAAUCACGCUCAACUUCCGGUACGAGUGUUAGCGUUUCCCUAGCUUGAAUCGGUUUGCUGUCGGAGGUUCUCGGCACAUCAUAGUCAUCUUCGUAAUCCUUACUAUUAUUGAAGGCCGCGGGUUUAAUGAUCAGCUUUACAACUGCUGCAACUGCCACAACACGGAACCACUGAUACAGCGCUUCUAUUACACAUUGCUGCUAACGUCAGCGUUAGCAAAGCAGCUGCAGGGAUGGCGGAGGCUACGGGGAUGUCAAGUGAGACGAUAACGGAGACUGUUGAAUCCAGCACGCCGCCGCCGCCCCAGCAGGAGGGACGAAGCCUGACAAUCAAACUAAGGAAGAGGAAGACCGAGAAAAAGGUGGAGUGGUCCAGCGACACUGUCGACAAUGAGCACUUGGGCAGACGAUCAUCUAAAUGCUGUUGCAUAUACGAAAAGCCCAAACAAUUUGGCGAGUCGUCCUCUGAAAGCGAAGGAGACGAGGACGAGGAAGGCUGCGGCAGCGCUCAUUGUAUUUUGGGCCAUGGCAGGAGAGACCAUGGACAGAGGGGGGCUGGAGGGCCGACGGCGCCCCCCAACUCCGGAGGGUCACACGGUCACUGAGAAGCUGUGUGUAUACUAAGCAAGGGAUGUGAGUGGUUUGUCAACACAACUGUGGGAUAUGACAAAACUGCACUCGUUGUUCUUUUUUUAAAGUUUAGUUACAUCACUGAGGUCCUUGACGGCCACUGGUGCUGCAUUCUAGUCACAGCUAACACAGUGAUGCCCUUAAUUGGAAGUCACCCGUUUUUUGCUUAGUACUUUGCCGGCAGUAACACAGAAUGAUGGGAUGAACGUCAGGUCAAUCUGGAACUCAUUGCUAAGAUUAUAAUGAUGGUGAUGGUGAUGAUGAUGAUGAAGAAGAUGAAUAGGCUUACUGGGUGUAUCUUGCAUGUUUGCACUGCGUUGCUUCACAACACACACACGAUCACGCUUCAAGCGUUAGCUUAGCAUGGCGCCGACUUGGGCAAUUAAACGAUGUCACAAAAUUGUCCAUUGUCGGACGGUACGAUUUGCCUCAGGAUUAUGACGGUCGUUAACGAAAUCCGCAAUUGGCUUCAUACCGCUAUCCCCAGGGUUCUUUUCCAAGAAGUCAACACGGUAAUGGCCAUUGGUCAAACCAGUGAACCUCUCUACUGUGUAUUUGUUUUUGUAAAGAAUUACAAUAGUGUUAAAUAGCAUAAAAUAUUCUCACACUGCCUGCAUUAUUGGCCAAUAUUAAUGAAACAAGUGAACAAAGUAACAGGAGAAUGUGGUUUGUGUACACAUAGCGGAGCAACAACGUGGCUAAGAACAGUCUGCGCGGUGCUACAUGCAAUAUACACGGAUCUAAGCAUGCCAUACAAACAUGCUGUGGUCAGGUUGAGAAAGGGUUAAAUGGCAGUCAUGUGACCAGUCAUUUUGGGUCAUUUAGCUUUGAAAAAUCUUUUUCUUAUAGACUUUAGACGUCAUCAUCAUCAUCAUCAUCAUCAUCAUCGUCGUCAUCAGUGUCUCUCUGGAGUGUAACCCGACUCUGUGAACAUGGCGGUGGUGAGUCACUAGAAGGCAGCGCACACAGUGGUCUGCGGUGAUGGACAGGAAAAGGAAGGCUGUUAAAACUCAAGUUUGCCAGAUACCAUUUGCUUCUACAUGACGCAUUAUUUAUUUAUUGUUUUAAAUUCCUGGCUCUUAUUUCACAUGUUAACAGAAAU